Molecule: messenger RNA, 774 nt
Organism: Aureobasidium pullulans EXF-150
Lineage: Eukaryota; Fungi; Ascomycota; Dothideomycetes; Dothideales; Saccotheciaceae
Product: short chain dehydrogenase
Exons: 3
Coding region: 1-774 (257 amino acids)
Molecular function (GO): oxidoreductase activity, acting on the CH-OH group of donors, NAD or NADP as acceptor
Source: RefSeq, a predicted model, not a curated record
AUGGCUGAACAAAGGACUUGUCUGAUCAUUGGUGCCACGACUGGCAUCGGCAAAGAAACUGCUGAGCGUCUUGCGAAGAAGGGUUGGAACGUCAUUGUCACUGGUAGAAACGAGAAGAAGGGCAAUGAGGUCGUGGCCACUAUUUCUCAAGCCGGCGGUAGCGCUUCCUUCCACGCAGUAGACGUCACAUCCCACCAGUCCGUCAUCGCUCUCCAUGCCUACGUCGCCGAAACCCAUGCUCGUCUCGAUGCCGUUGUGAAUAACGCUGGCAUGUCGAGCACUUUCCAGGCUUUCCACGAUACCCCAACCGAAGACAUGGAUCUCAUGUACAACAUCAACCAAAGAGGAACCUUCUGGUGCAUGCAGGAGCAAAUCAAGAUUAUGCUCAAGCAACAGAAACUCGGUGACGCUGGCAAGAAAGGCACGAUUGUUAACAUGGCAAGCAUGUCGGGUCUCAUCGGUGUGCCAUAUGCUGCUCCCUACUCUUCGACCAAACAUGCUAUCAUCGGCCUCACCAAAUCAACAGCCUUGGAGUACGCACAUGAAGGCAUUCACAUCUCCGCCGUCGCUCCCGGUGUCAUCGACUCGGGAAUGCCGGUACUGGAAGAGAGUUACAACGGUGGCGCAUACACGAGAGAACAAGCUGCUGCUAUGCAUCCCCUGAACAGACUUGGCACUUGUGCAGACGUCGCCAAAGCUGUUGAUUUCUUGUUGGAGAAUGACUUCAUCACUGGUGGGGUGAUUAGUGUUGAUGGAGGUAUCACUGCAAGGUAG